Engraulis encrasicolus (European anchovy) is the source of this 5423-nucleotide messenger RNA. It is a transcript of the gene ttbk2a, whose product is annotated as tau tubulin kinase 2a. The transcript is spliced from 19 exons. Gene Ontology annotation, biological process: peptidyl-serine phosphorylation; signal transduction; cilium assembly. NCBI's taxonomy places the organism in Eukaryota, Metazoa, Chordata, Actinopteri, Clupeiformes, Engraulidae. Gene Ontology annotation, cellular component: ciliary basal body; ciliary transition zone; cytoplasm. The coding region runs from base 438 to 4478 and encodes 1346 amino acids. Gene Ontology annotation, molecular function: protein serine/threonine kinase activity; ATP binding. The record is from RefSeq and is a predicted model, not a curated record.
AAAGAUGAUGAGAGUCUGAAUCGGGAAUCGGACAGCGACUGCGCGUUCAUGCGGCUUGCUGUUGCGAGGGUGGAUUGUAUCGUGGACGAGCGCGCAACCAGGCAGGUAGUUCUGUAGUCAGUGCUGCUCACGUCACGGGUCCGCAGCAAGAUGCUGUGAGGACAACGAGACGAAGAUAGGGUCGCAUUUGAAACCAAGGCAUAGGCGAUUAAUUUAAAUGCCAGAACACGCUGCGGUAAACAGAGACAGACUCCAAUUCGUGUAGAAAAUGAUGCGCAAUGGCGUUGCAAUCGCGAUUUGAGGGCCGCGUCAUACAACCAUAAGGGAUUUCUAGCCACAUCCAGUGUCUGCAUCAAGAAUUAAGCAACGAAGGCGCUGAUUGGUCCCUGAUGCUGUGCUGGACUGCAGGUGGGCGGAGCUAGAGGACAGCAGCCAGGAUGAGUGGCAGCUCGGAGCAGACGGACAUCCUGUCCGCCGCCGUCUUGGUCAAGGAGCGAUGGAAAGUGCUGAAGAAGAUCGGUGGCGGGGGCUUCGGGGAGAUCUACGAGGCCCUGGACGUGCUGACCAAGAGCAGCGUGGCCCUCAAGGUGGAGUCGGCACAGCAGCCCAAACAGGUGCUCAAGAUGGAGGUGGCCGUCCUCAAGAAACUCCAGGGUAAAAACCAUGUGUGUCGCUUUGUGGGCUGUGGUCGCAACGAUCGCUUCAACUAUGUGGUGAUGGAGCUUCAGGGUCGUAACCUGGCCGACCUGCGUCGCAGCAUGAGCAGGGGCACGUUCAGCGUCAGCACCACGCUGCGGCUGGGCAGGCAGAUCCUGGAGGCCAUCGAGAGCAUCCACUCCGUAGGCUUCCUGCACCGAGACAUCAAACCGUCUAACUUUGCCAUGGGCCGCUUCCCUAGCACAUGUCGCACGUGCUACAUGCUAGACUUUGGCCUCGCGCGCCAGUUCACCAACUCCUGCCAAGAGGUCCGACCGCCCAGACCAAUGGCAGGAUUUCGAGGCACUGUACGAUAUGCUUCAGUCAACGCACAUAAAAACAAGGAGAUGGGCCGGCAUGAUGACCUGUGGUCCCUGUUCUACAUGCUGGUGGAGUUUCUUGUGGGUCAGCUGCCGUGGAGGAAGAUCAAGGAUAAGGAGCAGGUUGGAAAGCUGAAGGACACUUAUGACAACCGGCUCAUGCUCAAGCACCUGCCAGCGGAGUUCAGCAUCUUUCUGGACCACAUCAGCACCCUGGACUACUUCACUAAACCCGACUACGAGCUGCUAAUGUCAGUGUUUGAGAAUAGCAUGAAGACGUACGCGGUGGUGGAGAACGAUCCGUACGACUGGGAGAGGAUCAACACGGAGUGUGCCCAGAGCCCCAGCACCACCAACGCCACCCCGCAGCACCACACGCGCCUCACCCCAGCACACAUGGGUAUGGCCAAUGCGUCUCAGCUGCCUGGGGACCUCCUGAAAGACCUGCUGAAGGAGAACACAGAUGAGGUGCUACAGGAGCUGAGCGACGGGGAGAACAACCCCCCGCCGCUGCCCCUCCCCGACCGACUGCUUCCGGGAUGCCCCACCACCCAACAGCAGUCGCCCAAUCAGCCGCAGCCGCAGGAGGCUGGCGUGUGGGAGGAGCUAGACCGCAACUGCAACCACCUCGCUCGGCCCACGCUGCUUAAGACGGGCAAAGAGGACGAGCAAAACCAGAACCAGGGCAACAUGAGUCCCCUGAUGGGCCCCAGCCUGGCCUCACCGGUGAAGCUCCGUUCGGACGCUAGCCCCUCGGACGCCCCGCUGCUGAGGAAGCUGAAGAACCUGCACAGCCUGGACCUGGAGAAGAGGCUCACCCUGGAGCCCAAGCCCAGCACCGAGCGCUUCCUCGAGGCCUGCUCGGCUAAGCAGCAGAGCGGCGCCACCACUCCAGACAAGCCGAUGAGCCCCGGCUUCGGCCUGGCCGUGUUGGGCAACGGCGGCCCUACCGACCGCAUCUGGCACUACAACGAGGAGGUCCUCUCUGGCGGUGGAGGCAUUAGCGGCUCCGCCAAGCGCGGCUCCCUGGACUCCCCGGGGGGGCAUGGCGAUGGCGCUGCCAGCAGCAGCUUCGUGGCCCUAAACCUCAGCCUUGGACGCAGCGGUGGCGGAGGAGGAGGGGACGCCAACUCCCAUGACUGGGUGAUGGUGGAGGCACCCUCUUCCAACCUCCAGGAGAGGGGCGGAGGCGGCAGCAAGGUCACCAUCAGCCCCUCGGAGGAAGGUGACGUAGAGGAGAUGGAGGGCCAGCCGGAAGGGUCCGGCCAUAGGAACGCGUCCCGGGAUGGAGGGCUGGCCGCUGGGCAGUCCCAGGGAGGAGGUGAGCCCAGAGGGGGAGACCUCCAGGAGCUGAGUGUGGAGACGGCCAGCACCAUGCCUCCAGUCACCCCCACCAGCCCGGGCAACGGCCUGCCGGAUGAGGCGCUCACAACGUUCCCUGCCUGUCCCCCAUCUCCACUGGAGGAGGCCGUGUGUGUCCAUCAGCAUCAGCAGCCGUGCGGUUUCCUCAUCCCGCCACCCCAGCGCUCCCCCACCCCCCACCACCACCACCACCACCACCGCUGCCACGCUAGUAGCCCCCACCCCACGCUCUCGGACCCCCUGUGCCAACGCCGGCAACACCGCCAACCCUCCUCCCCCACCCGGAGCUCCUCGGCCGGGCUGUGUCGUAGCCGUUCGGUGGAGCCACCGCACCACCAGCACCAGCAGCAGAUACAGUCCCACCACCUCCACCACCAACAGCACCCUUCCUCCUGUUCCUCCUCCGCCUCCUCUGUCUCCCUCCACCACCCUCCGUCCCCUGGUGGUUCCUCCUUGGGCACGCGCGGCUCGCCGGGCCACCGCAAGCUGCCCAGCAUUCCGCCGGGGGCCUCCAGCACCAAGAUUCCCUCCGUCAUACGCAUCACCCGCGCACAGCUCCAGCAGCUCAAUGCUCAGCGUUUAGGCACACAGCGCUCGCCUCCUACUGCCUCCGACAGCUCCCCUCACUGCCCCCUGGUGGACAACAGUGAGAACAACAACAACAACCACCACCACACAGCAGCAACACAGCAGCAGCAGGAAGUAGGGCAGGAGCGUCCAGGCACCCCAGGCACCCCACCCACUCCUCAGAGACGGAGACGCCCCUCCAGGCGCCUCGGACCCCUCUCCGCCCAGAGCUGCCGGCUCCAUGCCCAGCCUGGUGUCUCCACGCUCCUCGCCCCACUCUCCACGCAGCCCCGUGCCCCCCCACAACGGCCACUUCUCGCCCCCUCCUCCACCCAUGAAUGCCGGAGACGGGCACCGGCAGAUAAGAACGGGGACGGUGCGCUCGUUCUGACCGGCGAGGAGCAGGUGGUGGAGGAGGGGGGGGAGCGGAAGGAGGCUCCUGCGGAAGACCCAGAGAGUAGCCUUCACAGUCAGGUGACCCCCAGGCUCAGGCUUAGCCGCAUCCCCGUCCUGGAGCCCAGUAGCCUGCUACUGUCCUGCACCUCCCCCACUGCCACCACCCCCACGGGCUCCGCCAAGCAGAAGCUGCUGCUAAAGAAGGCCCAUCACCACCACCAGGGGCAGGGGCAGGGGCAGGGGGCGCCCCUGCUGUCCCCCUCUUGCUCCCCCUCGCUCUCCUCUAACCGCCGAUGCAUCAUCGAACCGCAGCAGCCGGCUUCCACCAACUACCCUCAGGUGCAUGCUGAUCCCUGUCAGGAUGAGGAGUCCCUGCUGGGCAUGUCCGUGUCGGAGCGUCAGGGGGACGAGCCCCCGUCCCUGUCCUCCUCCUCCAGCCCUCUGUCCCGCAAGAGCAGGAUCCCGCGGCCGGUGCACUCGGAGGGCUCCUCUGCAGCCCCUGACAGCCGCUCCUCCUCCCAACUCAUGCCCAGGCCCCCUCCGGGCAGACCACCCAGCAGACCAAUUAUAGACGGCCGUCUGCGGCGGUACCGUAUCCGUGCGGGCAGCAGUGGCGCGGGCGACUCGGAGCUCCUCACCUGCCUGGCCCAGCUCAUGCAGAGCAGCAUCGCCAUGUCCCCGUCCUCGUCAUCGCUGGGGGGCCGCGGCAUGGGCCUGCGCUCCUGCUCCCCCCAGCUGGGCCGCUCCUCCCCGCGCCUGGUGACGGUAGCCCACCCGCACUCCCACCACUCCCACCCGCGCAGCUCCAGUGCCUCCCCGCGCUCGGCCUCCUCUCUGCAGCGCUCGGCCUCCUCCUCCCCGCCCUCCCGCCCGGGCCCCGGGCGCAGCCGUUCGCCGCCCAGCCAGUCCAGCGGCUCCUCCCCGCCGGCUGGGGGUUCCAACACUGCCCGCCGGGCGCACUCCCAGCUGCGCCACCACCACCACCACCACCUGCACGGGCACCAUCACCACAGUCAGAGGGGCAAGCAGAGUGGCGGUGGUGGCGGCGGCGGUGGCGGCGGCAGCAGCGGCGGGCACAGCCAUGGGCACAGCCACAGCCGAGAGGUGAAGUGCUCCUCGAGCAAGCUGAGCAGAUAGUUAUGGAGCUCAGUCUGCAGGCAUGAGCUCCCAAUUUGGAGUGUGUGUGUGUGUGUGUGUGUGUGUGUGUGUGUGUGUGUGUGUGUGUGUGUGUGUGCACGUUUGUGUCUGAGACAGUCAGUAUGCAUGCAAGUGCGUGUGUGUGUGUACGUGCUUUCAAAUCCUUCUGAGAGCCUCUAAGAGACACGAUGGGGAACUGAUGCCUUCCGUGUGAUGACCGUGCCAGUUUAAGGACUCAAACACGUGCUGUAAGUGUUACAAACAAAACUGUUUCUAAAAAAAAUGGAAUCAAAAGACUGUGCCAGAGCGUGUGCGUGUACACGCGGGACGAGGCCAACAAAGCAUUCGCAGUGUAAAGGGGGAAAACACUACUGUCAACUAGGCAAGCAGAGGAAUGGGGUUCAGGGGCUCGUAGGGUUUGGGAAGAGGGAAGAGGGUCAUCCUACAUGCAGUAUAUUGCACCUCGAGGAGAGCUCUUGCUAGAAAGGGAUCUUAACUUAAAGCACCUCAACAGGCAACACUUCCUCUGAAUGAAACAAUUAUGAAGAAUUGCUUUGAAGCUUCAGAUGUAGGAUAGUUUUAGGGGGAAGGGGAGGUUAUCGCCCCCCACUCCACACGCCCUAAUAACCAUAGCCUCUUUUCCAGUGAUGCUUUAGACCUAGGAGGCCAGUCCGUGCUCCCAUCAGCACAACAGGCAUUAUCGUUAUCUGUUAGUGUUUAAGUCCCACGGAGAGCUGCAUAUCAUUUUGCUGUAGGCUAUAGUAAACCAUCAUGGACGGAGCAAUGUCUGUGUUCAAAACAUCUGUACAAAAUACCUACCAUUAGCACAUGCUAUACAAAUGCAGUAUUAUAUGAUAAAGACCCAUGUCAGCAAGUGGCGAGAGGUGGAAGUCUCUAAAAGCAAGCAUACGUGCGUGCAGUACAUGGUCGUUACACUGUACAACA